This is a messenger RNA of Aedes aegypti (yellow fever mosquito), 1591 nucleotides long. RefSeq names its product serine proteinase stubble. The transcript is spliced from 5 exons. The coding region runs from base 597 to 1571 and encodes 324 amino acids. Gene Ontology annotation, biological process: proteolysis. The record is from RefSeq and is a predicted model, not a curated record. Gene Ontology annotation, molecular function: serine-type endopeptidase activity. Lineage: Eukaryota; Metazoa; Arthropoda; Insecta; Diptera; Culicidae.
GAUUUAGUCGCAUUGUCAAGGUCUCGCGGUCCGGAGAUCGUGCUGAUUCCGUAUAUUUUAGGAUAACCAAAAAGCAAAGAAUGGACGACCCUGUGCAAAGUGCUGUCCGUGCCUGAAAAGAUCGCUCACAGAAGAUAACUGAAAGUGAAAGAGUUCCGAACAAGCCACGGAAAAAACCUUCACCGCAUAAACUUAGGAUCGGCUCGAGGGCAAAAACAUGAGGUAGCUAUAAUGUUGAGUAAUGUUCCAGGGGAGCUCCGUAGAAGACCACGAAACCACGCGCCACCGGUGCCGUCAAUGUGCUCGGAACAGAAGAAGAAAGUGAAAUGAAGAGAUUAUGAGAGUACGAACACGAUUAAAACAUCUGGUUGGAUUCCUGCAUAGUUGAAGAGAUUAAACUGCAUCUGGCCAUUUGGUGGUGUGUGACCGAUCGGUGCAGCUGAUCAUCGGCAAGUCUUCCGUCGGAUAGGAAGUUGAAGACUCGCGGUGAGCGCCGGCGCAUGUGUGUGGAGCAAAACGAACAUAGUUGAAGUGGAUAAGUGAAAUAAUUGAAACAAACAAACGAUCGCGCGAACGAGAAAAAAAGAGUAACCAAAAUGAAGUUCAAUUCGACGGCUGUGAUAAUGACCGUUGUUGGCGUUCUGCUGGUGGUGGCGGUGCGUAGAUGUAGAGCUGCGACGGCGUGGUACAACAAUCAGACCGAUGUGGACUACCGAGGUGGACGCUUUUUGUUCGAUGCACUUUUCGGUCUCGAUACGGCGGGCUUCUCUCUCGGCGACGAUGACGGACCGGAGUCGACCAAUCAGGUCCGCGGCUGCGAUUGUGAGUGCGGCACCGCCAAUCAAGAGACUCGCAUCGUAGGAGGACGACCAACCGGCGUAAACCAAUACCCCUGGCUCGCAAGGCUGGUCUAUGAUGGUCAGUUCCAUUGUGGCGCUUCUCUUCUAACCCGAGACUAUGUGCUCACGGCUGCGCAUUGCGUUCGAAGAUUAAAACGCAACAAGAUUCGCGUCAUCCUGGGCGAUCACGAUCAGUUCCUAACGACGGAAACGGAAGCAAUCCAACGCGCGGUAACGGCCAUCAUUCGGCACAGGAGUUUCGACCAGAACUCAUACAACCACGAUAUAGCGUUGUUGAAACUACGAAAACCAGUAGACUUUAGCAAAACUAUAAAACCUGUGUGCUUACCCAAGGACCGCAGUGAACCCGCUGGACUGACCGGAACUGUCGUUGGUUGGGGUCGCACAUCGGAAGGCGGAACGUUGCCGGGAAUCGUUCAGCAUGUAGACGUACCCAUUUUGACGCUGGAUCAGUGCCGGAGUAUGAAGUAUCGUGCCUCGAGAAUCACAUCGAAUAUGCUAUGCGCCGGAAAGGGAAAGCAGGAUUCCUGCCAAGGGGACUCGGGUGGACCGUUGCUGGUGCGGCAUGGCGACAAACACGAAAUCGUUGGCAUCGUUUCAUGGGGUGUGGGAUGUGGCCGAGCGGGCUACCCGGGGGUUUACACGAGGGUCGCUCGGUAUUUGCCCUGGAUACGGGCCAACAUGGAUGACACUUGUUUGUGCACAAAAUAAAGAAUUGAAACCGAAUGGUA